UGCGGCAGGGGGGUUGUAGAUAUGCGAAGCGCAGCGCAGAGUCUUUCCUUUCCCCAUCUCUGCAUUCUCCGUAGGUCUGCAGGCCUCUCGUCAACCGCGCGGCGACACGAUGGUGAAGUUCCUGAAGCCCAACAAAGUGGUCGUGCUCUUGCAAGGCCGCUAUGCCGGCCGCAAGGCUGUCAUCGUGAAGAACUUCGACGAUGGCACCAAGGAGCGUCCUUACGGCCACGCUAUCGUCUGCGGCAUCGCCAAGUACCCUCGCAAGGUUAUCAAGAAGGCUUCACAGAAGACCAUUGCCAAGCGCUCAAGACUCAAAGCUUUUACUAAAGUGGUCAACUACAACCACAUAAUGCCCACCAGGUAUUCCUUGGACGUGGAUUUGAAGAACACCGUAACUGCCGACAAGUUGGAGUCUACAGCUAGUCGUGUAGAAUCCAGAAAGGCGGCCAAAGCUGUUUUGGAAGAGAGGUUCAAGACUGGCAAGAACAGGUGGUUUUUCUCCAAGCUUAGGUUCUGAGAAAAUUUUCAAGAUUUUCUGCAGUUUGAGAUGAGAGAAUCUCGUUCUGUUCCUGAAACUUUUUCUGGAAAGACUGGAUGAUGUUCUUCAUUCACUACUGGAAGUCAUAUUUUCUCGGUUCACUUUCCUUUGAA
Messenger RNA from Physcomitrium patens, 651 nucleotides. RefSeq names its product large ribosomal subunit protein eL27. Gene Ontology annotation, molecular function: structural constituent of ribosome. Gene Ontology annotation, cellular component: ribosome. Gene Ontology annotation, biological process: translation. Lineage: Eukaryota; Viridiplantae; Streptophyta; Bryopsida; Funariales; Funariaceae. The record is from RefSeq and is a predicted model, not a curated record.